Mesorhabditis belari is the source of this 639-nucleotide messenger RNA. The record is from the annotation of a GenBank genome assembly. Lineage: Eukaryota; Metazoa; Nematoda; Chromadorea; Rhabditida; Rhabditidae.
AUGGCAAUUCCAAUCGGCGAGGAUCCCUAUGGUGGCGGGUUAUAUAAAGGAGCAGAGAUGGAGGAAGAAGAUGUCCCUCCAUUGGUCCGUUAUCGACCCCCACCGAUCAUUGAACUCUGUGAGAGGACCAAGUUCAACGCAAGAGAGAUCAAAGUCAUGUAUAGAGCUUUCAAACAGAGUUGCCCAAGUGGAAUUGUUCAACACUCACAAUUCGAGGAGAUCUAUUGUCAAUUCUUUCCACAGGGUGACGCGAGUCAAUACGCAGAUAUGGUUUUUCGAACGUUUGACACAGAUAAUGAUGGGAUUAUGUCGUUUGAGGAAUUCGUGAUUGGUCUAUCGAUAAUCUCACGAGGCACCGCUGAAGAGAAGCUGCAUUGGGUGUUCUCAUUAUACGAUGUGAAGAAGAAAGGGGUUAUCACGUACAACGAGCUAUUGCAGGUAGUGCAAAGCAUCUAUCAUUUAUUGGGCACUUUCACUCAUCCACCAAUCAGCAGCGCCACCGUCUCCAACCAUGUCAUGUUUUUAUUAAAAAAGCUCGAUCCCCAGCGAACCGGUGUGAUCAAACGGGAAAACUUUGUGCUAACAUCUCUUCAAGAUGAGGCACUUUGUCGGGAGUUGGCCUUGUUUGAUACAAAGUUG